This is a messenger RNA of Hibiscus syriacus, 1804 nucleotides long. RefSeq names its product fructose-bisphosphate aldolase-lysine N-methyltransferase, chloroplastic-like. The record is from RefSeq and is a predicted model, not a curated record. Gene Ontology annotation, molecular function: protein binding; protein-lysine N-methyltransferase activity; [ribulose-bisphosphate carboxylase]-lysine N-methyltransferase activity. Gene Ontology annotation, cellular component: chloroplast. Bases 13 to 1509 code for a protein of 498 amino acids. Gene Ontology annotation, biological process: peptidyl-lysine monomethylation. NCBI's taxonomy places the organism in Eukaryota, Viridiplantae, Streptophyta, Magnoliopsida, Malvales, Malvaceae. The transcript has 6 exons.
CACACGACACAAAUGGCAGCAACACUUUUCAAUCUCUCAUCACCUUCUUCGCCUUCUACUUUCCUCCAUUCUUCAACAACUCUCAAACCCUUUUCUUCUUCCUCCACUAAACCAACACUUCCAAUCCACUUCAAAAAGAAACCCAUCUCUGUUUCAGCCACCUCUCUCCACUCACCACCCCCAACCGGUGACCCUCCACCGGAGGUCCGGACCUUCUGGCAAUGGUUCCAGGACCAGCGUGUAGUCUCUGCCAAGUCUCCUGUCAGACCCGGAAUGGUCCCUGAAGGACUUGGACUCGUUGCGAAAAAGGACAUUUCCAGGAGCGAGGUUGUCCUGGAAAUUCCUAACCGGUUUUGGAUUAACCAGGAUGCAGUUGCUGCUUCUGAGAUUGCAAGUGUGUGUAGUGGAUUGAAGCCUUGGGUGGCUGUUGCUCUGUUCUUGAUCAGGGAGAAGUUGAGGGAAGAUUCUCAAUGGAAACUUUAUCUCGAUAUACUUCCAGAGUCAACAGAUUCCACUGUGUUUUGGUCAGAAGAGGAGCUAGCUGAGCUUCAAGGAACUCAACUGUUGAGCACAACAAUGGGGGUGAAAGAAUAUGUCCGGAAUGAAUUCUUAAAUGUAGAAGAAGAAAUAAUACUCCCCAAUAAGCAGCUAUUUCCCUCCCCUAUAACAUUGGAUGACUUCUUCUGGGCAUUUGGUAUUCUCAGAUCAAGGGCAUUUUCCCGUCUUCAUGGUCAAAAUCUUGUUUUGAUACCUCUUGCAGACUUGAUCAAUCAUAGCCCUAGCAUAACUACAGAAGAUUAUGCAUGGGAGAUUAAAGGAGCUGGACUUUUCUCUAGGGAUCUUCUGUUUUCUUUGCGUUCUCCUGUUUCUGUCAAGGCUGGACAGCAGGUUUUGAUUCAAUAUGAUCUAGACAAGAGUAAUGCUGAGUUAGCACUUGAUUAUGGAUUCAUAGAAUCCAGAUCUGAUCGCAAUGCUUACACCUUCACGUUGGAGAUAUCGGAGUCAGACCCAUUUUUCGGAGACAAACUCGACAUUGCCGAGACGAAUGGUUUGGGAGAGACUGCCUAUUUUGACAUUGUUUUGGGUCGUCCUCUUCCACCGGCACUGAUUCCAUAUCUACGACUGGUGGCACUUGGGGGAACUGAUGCUUUCCUGUUGGAAUCUAUUUUUAGAAACACAAUUUGGGGCCACCUCGAUUUACCUGUAAGUCGUGCCAAUGAAGAGCUCAUAUGUCGGGUAGUACGCGACGCCUGCAAAUCUGCUCUGUCUGGCUAUCAUACAACCAUUGAAGAGGAUGAAAAGCUGAUGGAAGAGGGAAAUCUUGAUCAGAGGCAGAAAAUUGCAGUAGGAGUAAGAGCAGGGGAAAAGAAGGUGCUGCAGCAAAUUGACGAGAUCUUUAAGGGAAGGGAAUCAGAAUUGGAUUUGUUGGAAUAUUACCAAGAAAGAAGGCUCAAAGAUCUUGGUCUUGUUGGAGAGCAAGGUGAACUCAUCUUCUGGGAGACCAACUAGGACAUGUCAAGGUCCAUGGCAAUUCUAUCCAAAUUUAGUUGGCAUACCAGUUUAAACAAUACCCUUCAAUCUUGUCUGGUGUUGCUGUAGUAUUUAAUAUUGAAUUGCAUAGACCCUAUCUGGUGACCCGAUUGGCUUAUAAAUUGUUAAUGAUUUCCUGGUUAUGCAAUCCCUAUUGUGUAAUAAUUUGUGCUUGGUUUAGGUGUGAAAUCAAUUCUUCACAAUGAGGCAUUUGAGGGAAUAGAGAGAAGGAAACUGUACAAAUAUUGGUUAAUUCAACAGUUAAAUUUUGUGA